UUAUAUCAUCACUUCAAUUUUCAUUUUUCAGCAUAUAUCUCUAGCUAAAAUCUCAGAUACUCUCCCUAAAUUAUCAGUUUGUCAUGGCAAAAAUCCAUUCCAAAAGUGCUCUUUCACUUGCAACUCUGUCCCUGCUCUUUGCAAUCCUUUGCAUCAACUGUAUUAUUGUUGCAGUAGAUGGAGAAUUGCAAACUUUUGGUAGAGUUCUAAAUCCAACAGAUUUAGGACCCAAAAAGGAAAAACUCAGCCAUUUUCUCAUGUACAGACAUGAUAUUGUCUCCGGCCCUAAUCCUACUGCAAUCGAAGUUGCAAGUGCAUCUACAACAAGAAACUCCUCAACUUUUUUUGGAGGUGUUGUGAUGAUGGAUGAUCCGUUAACGGAAGGACCAGAAUUGAGUUCGAAACUUAUCGGGCGAGCUCAGGGGUUUUAUGCAUCAGCUGGAAUAAAUGAAUUGGCUAUGUUGGUGAACAUGAAUUUUGCUUUCAUGGUUGGUGAAUAUAACGGAAGUACUAUAAGUAUCAUGGGAAGAGAUGCGUUGCUAUCUGAAAAAGUCCAAGAGAUGCCGAUUGUUGGUGGUGCCGGAUUGUUCCGGUUUGCUCGUGGGUAUGUUCAAGUUCGGACUCAGAAAGUCAAUGUUACUAGUGGUGUGGUUUUUGAAGAAGAGAUGAAUAAUCAAAUCCAAUUAUGUUUUGGUGAUGAUAACUUAAUUCCGGAAUUGGGUUCUCUACGGAUACAUCUCUUCACACGAUUAGUGCGUGAUCAUAAAAGGACCAAGGUAUCUUAAAUAGGAUGGGACUCUGGGUCCAAAGAUGCUUUAGGUACAUGCUCUCUAUAGACCUCUCAUAAUGGAAAAAUAUAGUUUGUGGGGGUGCCUUGGUUAGCUGCUGCGAGCACCUCCAAAAGAAACAGAAGAAUUUAUUCAAGAAGAUGCAAGCUGAUCUUGCAUGCUUAAUAAACUGCAUAUUCUGAAGGGAUAUAAACGAUAUUCCUAAUUGAAAUGAGUUAGUGUUUGUACAUCUACUCUUUCUUUACCUGUAAGAUGUAAGACGAGAAUAACAAGUGGUUGCAUGCUUUGUCUUCCGGUAUUUGUAGAUAUUCGUAUCCCCUGAAUGCAAAGUUAUGUUUUAAUGACUUAGUACGUGUUCAAAUUUGUGGUGUGUCGUGGCUCAAAAACGCGUUACUCCAGUUCAUAUCACAUUUUUUUAAUUUGUUUUCUAUGGUAUGUAUUUGUUUUUGAUUAAACAUAUAGGAAUUCUAUAUUUAUUUUUUUGCAGUGGUGAUUAUCAAAGAACCGAGGUAAUUGAUUCAAUGUCCUUAUUUGAUGCUUCCAUGGGUUGAUCAAAGCCCUGCAAACGGAUCUCGGUUCGGCUUCAGGUUUGCUUUAAUUAGGUGCGACUCUUGACCACGGUAACUACAAAGUUGCAGCAGCAUCUUAUGUGCAUAAAAGUCUUUUUUCUGCUCUAAAUCUCCUAGCAGCUUACUUAGCUCCAACAACAGUACGCUUUUACUGUAAAGAGAAGGUGGUAAUUACAGAAUCCGUUGAACACGGAAGUGAAAGAAAAAGAAGAAGUGCAAAAGCACAAGAAGCAAAAAGUGGAGGCUCACGUUUGCAGUACCAUAAAGGGAAGGAGUUUACAUGGUUAAUAAAAAAUGCAUCGGGAUAGGGCGAGGCGAAGCCGAGCCACACCAAAUUAAAUCGAGAUGGGGCAUGGCGAGGCGAAACGGAAGCCGAGCUUUAGCAAAUAAAGUCGGAACGGGGCGAGACGAAGCCGAAGCCGAGCCUUACCAAACCAAACAAUGUGGUUCAAAAAAGAAGAUGCCCGAUGCGCAGCAGAAUAUUUGAAACAUGUUUCAUACUGUGUUUAGAUAUGAAUGGAAUAUGUUUGAUGCUGACGCCUUCAAUUUAUUGUUUUUAAUGUUGGUGGUGCCUCUUUAGGAGUGCAUCAAAAAUGUGUCCCUGUUUUGCAAUAUCUUCUAACCUGAGAUUUCAUAUAGGGAAUCCCUUAAUACACAGGAACAUUAUUGAUUGA
Papaver somniferum (opium poppy) is the source of this 2031-nucleotide messenger RNA. RefSeq names its product dirigent protein 20-like. The transcript is spliced from 8 exons. NCBI's taxonomy places the organism in Eukaryota, Viridiplantae, Streptophyta, Magnoliopsida, Ranunculales, Papaveraceae. The record is from RefSeq and is a predicted model, not a curated record. Bases 84 to 785 code for a protein of 233 amino acids.